Molecule: messenger RNA, 2843 nt
Organism: Loxodonta africana (African savanna elephant)
Lineage: Eukaryota; Metazoa; Chordata; Mammalia; Proboscidea; Elephantidae
Gene: PLN
Product: phospholamban
Exons: 2
Coding region: 253-411 (52 amino acids)
Biological process (GO): negative regulation of ATPase-coupled calcium transmembrane transporter activity; negative regulation of heart rate; negative regulation of calcium ion import into sarcoplasmic reticulum
Cellular component (GO): membrane; sarcoplasmic reticulum
Molecular function (GO): ATPase inhibitor activity
Source: RefSeq, a predicted model, not a curated record
GUGUGACAUCAUAAGACCUCCCUAGAACACUUUUUCUCCUCCAUCUACUUCAAUUGUUCCCAUAAACCUGGUAACAGAGUCAGAAAACUUCCCAGCUGACCACCUGUAAGACUUCAUACAACUUAGAAUACAGAGUACCAUACCGGCAGCCAAGGCUACCUAAAAGAAGACAGUGGUCUCACAUUUGACUGCCAGCUUUUCCUUCUUUCGCUUGGCCUUUUAAAAACUUCAGACUUCCUGCCUUCCGGUGUCAUGGAGAAAGUCCAACACCUCACUCGCUCCGCUAUAAGGAGAGCUUCCACCAUUGAAGUGCCUCAACAGGCACGCCAAAACUUCCAGAACCUGUUUAUCAAUUUCUGUCUCAUCUUAAUAUGCCUCUUGCUGAUCUGCAUCAUUGUGAUGCUUCUCUGAAGUCUCGCUGCAGCCUCCAGUUCUACAGUUUACCACAGCAGCUUAACAUCUGCCAUCCCAUGAAGAGGGGAAAACACCACUGCGUUAAAGACCACUUCCGGAGCAGAAGAAUUUCUGUGAGAAGGUCAAGAUUCAGACCAAAACAAAUUGUCGACAAAUUUAUUCACCUGCUGGAUCUUGUAAACAUGAUCAGUGCUUUAUUUUCAAAAACUAACUUUAAAGUGACUAUAAUAUAAGUGUGUAUAAUGUAACUAUUCAUUUCCUUGCCAUGGCUUGUUAGUUUCUAUCCCAAAUCUUUUCUGAGGCUAGAAUAGGUAUUUAGUUUUGAAACUGCACUGCUACCAAGUUCCACUUCAGAUAUUAAGCACUGGCUUCACUGUUUGGGGUACAUAUAAAUUAUAUUGUACUAUAAAAACUUUUUUGAUAGUUACUAAGUAUUUUUCAGGUCUUCACCAAUAUAACAAUUCAAAUAAAGUAUCAUUAUUCAGAACCUCCAUUCUAAAAUAGAAACUCUUCUAUGCCACUAUUAACAUUUAAAAAAAAAUUAAGAAUCUACUAGGAAAAAGACUCUUAUUACAUAAAUGAAAUUCCUCUUGAACACUUUUUCAAAGAAUUACAGAAUUCUAAUACAUGUAGGUGAACCAUAAAUCUGUUCUCUCUAGGGCAUUAUGACCAACAGACGACAACUGGUAGUUAAUAUCAGACAGCGUGACUAGCCAUAAUUACUAAUAUGGUAACAGAGUAGAGUCUAAGCUUAAUUUAAGGCACUGUAGUUGAUUAUCUGAGCUACAGUACAUAACUUGCCAUAUAAUAUCCUAGAAAUCAUGAAAUUUUAAGAAUUUACAAUGAUUUUACAUAGUGUCUUCUAUUCCAACCUCACACCCAAUACAGGAAAGAAUGAAAGAUCUCCAAUGACAGAGAAUCCAUUAUUUCAAGCAUCCAAAAAAAAAAAAAAAAACCUGAAUUCUCUCUCUAAAUAUUAACUAAUUAUUACAUUUUGAAAUAAACUUUUUUGUCCCAUCAAUUGUUUAUAAUACCAAAACCAAACCCAGUGCCAUCGAGUCGAUUCCAACUCAUAGCGACCCUACAGGACACAGUAGAACUGCCCCAUAGAGUUUCCAAGGAUCACUUGGCGGAUUCAAACUACCAACCCUUUGGUUAGCAGCUGUAGCACUUAACCACUAUGCCACCAGGGUAUCCUUGUUUAUAAUACGACAUAGCUAUUUUCCUAAUCUAUCACCUGGAUGGUAACCCAUUGCCGUCAAGUUGAUUCCAACUCAUAGCAAUCCUAUAGGACAGAAUAGGACUGCCCCACAGGGUUUCCAAGGCUGUAAAUCUUUAUAUAAGCAGACUGUCACAUCUUUCUCCCAUGGAGCAGCUGGUGGGUUCCAAAUGCCAACCUUUUUGGUUGACAGCAGAGGGCUUUAACCACUUUACAACCAGGGCUCAAACCAGAUGGUAAACACCCACUAUUCUGUAGGCCACUCUACUGAGCUAAAUUAUAAACUCAGCAAUGCUAAUCUGCAACUACUUUCUUGCUGAGUGCUUUUUCAAUUUCCCCUCUCAUCAUACUAAAACACCUUCCAACAACUCAUAUAACAGACGUUAAGUAAAAAUUGGUCUCAGAAAAUAUAUUCACCAAAAUUAAAUAGUUGACUUAGUUUAAAAUUAAGACUAAAACUGUUUACCCCUAUACUACAUAACCCAACAGUCUUUAACCUCAGUUCAAGACAUGUUAUUAAUAUAUCAUUAAAGGAGUAGAGAAUGUGUAAUUUGCCACGUGAUUUUCUAAAAUAUGGUUACUAAAAGAAUUUGAAAUAUCUAUAUUGAUCUCAGUUUCUAACACAAGUGUUGCUUACAGAAUAAUGGAAACACUGCUUUUAAAUUCCCUAAAGCCAAGAGAUGUACUGGAGAUGCGAAAGGUGGUAGUUUUGGCUCAGUGAGGUGAGGAACAGAGGGAGAAAGAGUUUUGUUUUGUUUUGUUUUGUUUUUUUCUUUUUCAGCAAAGCCUCACCUUGUUGGAGAUCCCUAAUCAAAACCAGGAAGUAUGUUAAAUAAUAGGUCAGACACUCACCUCACCGGUCUCAGCAAUUAUCCAUGCAAAAAGUAAUUAAGUUCUAUGACAGCUGCCCUGAUCUUAAAAAUAAGUAGGACAUUUAAAGUAAGUCUCAUUCCUUUUUACUACAUUGUUCAUUACAUCAACUUCAAGCUAUUAACUGUGAAAUUAUGGGUUUUUCCUCAGUAUACUGAAAUAAUUUUUUUUGUUGUUUUUCACUCUGCCUUUGAUAGAAAUUAAAACCUUAUACUUUGGGGAUUACAGAAUACUAUUACUCAGAUUACAAUGAAGAACGAAAACCCAUUCUUUAAAUGAACUUAUUCUGUUCAUCAUGAUGUGUAAAGAGUAAGAUACAAUAAAAAAUGUAUUUAAAGAA